AGUACAAUUAAGUCUCAACAUUCAAAACAAUUCCAUUUAUUUCUUGCAAAUUCUUUCAUUUCUUGAUACCUUUGUUGAUUAUUUAAAAAAAAAAAAUUUUUCUUCAACACCAAAGCUCAGAUACGAUGGAGUUCAAUUCCAGCAACGAAACACAAAUGUUGUCGAGGAUGGCAACCGGCGACGGACACGGCGAAAACUCCGCCUAUUUCGAGGGCUGGAAGGCGUACGAGGAUAACCCUUUCGAUUUAUCCAAGAAUCGCCGCGGGGUCAUUCAAAUGGGCUUAGCAGAAAACAGACUUUGCUUUGAUUUGAUUGAAGAAUGGGUAGUGAAGAACCCAAAAGCCUCCAUCUGCACGCCCCAGGGAUCAGAAGACUUCAAGGAAAUCGCUAUUUUUCAGGACUAUCAUGGCUUGCCGGAGUUCAGAAAUGCCGUGGCAAAAUUUAUGGGAAAAGUGAGGGGAGAGAGAGUAACAUUCGACCCGGACCGGAUCGUCAUGAGCGGAGGCGCAACCGGGGCCGUCGAAAUCCUAGCCUUCUGUUUGGCUGAUCCCGGAGAUGCUUUCCUGGUCCCUACCCCAUAUUAUCCAGCAUUUGACAGAGAUUGGGGAUGGAGAACAGGGGCGAAGCUGUACCCAGUGAUCUGCGACAGUUCAAACGACUUCAAGAUCACCAGAGCUGCCUUAGAAGCAGCCUACAACAAAGCUCAAACCGAAAAUAUCAGAGUCAAAGGGGUACUAUUGAACAAUCCUUCCAACCCGCUCGGCACGGUUUUGGACCGCGACACGCUGAGGGACAUCCUUCGUUUCAUCAACGACAAAAACAUCCACAUAGUAUGCGACGAAAUCUACGCCUCCACCGUCUUUUCCCAGCCCGAAUUCGUCAGCAUCGCCGAGAUAAUCCAGGAAGCAGGGGAUAAUAAUAACCGAAACCUCGUCCACAUAGUCUAUAGUCUGUCCAAGGAUAUGGGGUUCCCGGGGUUCCGGGUCGGGAUAGUGUAUUCCUACAACGACGCCGUGGUGCGGUGCGCGCGGAAGAUGUCGAGCUUCGGGCUGGUGUCCACGCAGACGCAGCACCUGAUGGCGGCGAUGCUGUCGGACGAGCGGUUCGUGGACAGGUUCAUCCAGGAGAGCGCCGAGCGGCUCGGCAGGCGCCACGGGGCGUUCACGCGGGGGCUAGCGCAGGUCGGGAUAGGGACGCUGAAGAGCAACGCGGGGCUGUUUUUGUGGAUGGAUUUGAGGAGGCUAUUAAGGGAACCCACGUUCGAGGCCGAGCUAGAGCUGUGGAGGAUCAUAGUCCACGAUGUGAAGCUGAAUGUGUCUCCUGGAUGCUCGUUCCAUUGCGCCGAGCCCGGGUGGUUCCGGGUCUGCUUCGCGAACAUGGACGAUGACACCGUGCGGGUCGCGCUGAAAAGGAUCAGAGCCUUUGUCCUGCAGAGGAAGGGCGGCCACAAGCAGUGCCGUGGGCGGGCGCUGCAGAUCAGCACGUCGUUUAGCAGGAUUAUGUUGGAUGAUUUCUUGAUGUCCCCUCACUCCCCUGCUAGUGCUAAAUCGCCCAUGGUCCAAGCCACCAAUUGAACAAGAAGUCAUGCCCCAAAGGGCAGACCAAGUGGUAAGAGAGUUACACCUGCAGUCGAGAGGUCGUGGGUUCAAACCUCAAGUCCUUGGGUUUGAGUCGAUCAGCUAUGGGUAACUUAGGCUAGUUUACUCACUAUUCACACAGUCAGGAGUGGAGUUUAGUUCGUUAAUCCAAAAAAAAAAAAAACAAGUCAUUAUUUAAAUUUACCGAUUUAAAAGUGUCUCGUAUAGUUAGGGCUUACUCAGAAUAUCUGACUAUCUCUAACUAAAAAAAUUCAUGUUUUUUUUCUUUAGAAGAAUUGAAGUUGCUGGUUUAUAGGAUUUAGGGAAAUGUUUUUUCCAAUUUGGUGCAUGAAAUGUGAAUUGCGCCAAAUGGGAUUAGUAGAAGAUGGAGUCAAGUUUGUAGGUUAAUGUUGUUUGGUUUAAUUUGUUUGUGAGUCUGGGUUUUUUGUUUCGCCCUUCUCUGGUAGGGGAGGGAGAAUCAAGUUGUUUAACCUGUCAUUGGUUAAUUAAUUAUUUUUUAUUUUUCAAUAAAAAAAGUUAUUAAUAUGUUUUGUAUA
Molecule: messenger RNA, 2134 nt
Organism: Ipomoea triloba (trilobed morning glory)
Lineage: Eukaryota; Viridiplantae; Streptophyta; Magnoliopsida; Solanales; Convolvulaceae
Product: 1-aminocyclopropane-1-carboxylate synthase-like
Exons: 4
Coding region: 126-1574 (482 amino acids)
Biological process (GO): amino acid metabolic process; biosynthetic process
Molecular function (GO): transaminase activity; pyridoxal phosphate binding
Source: RefSeq, a predicted model, not a curated record